UAGUGGCAGAGGAAGGUUGUCGCGAAAUCGUAUUCUUUAUUUCUUUGUAAUUGUAUUGGUACCCUUAGUGAAACCAAUAAUUUAGUUUUAUUAUCAAGUGAUGUUAAUUGUGUAAACGUGAUAUAGUUAAUACGUGUUAUGCACGCAAUGAGUGAUCCAGCUGCUUUGGCAGGGAUGUUACCUUUCGAUUCAAUAGGAUUAUACGAGCAGCCAAAACCUCGAUUUAUCUUUAAGAUGCCCCGUGUGGUUCCAGAUCAAAAAGCCAAAUUCGAAUCCGAUGAUUUGUUUAAAAGGCUGAGCCGGGAAAGCGAGGUACGAUACACGGGCUAUCGUGACCGCCCGCCAGAGGAGCGGCAGAUGCGCUUCACAAGCGGCUGUCGUGAGGGCCAUACAGAGAUCGCCUUCACUGCUACCGGCACUAACCUCCAGCUGGUGUUCGACCACUCACCUUAUAACAAUCGUGGUUGUGAUUUCCAAAAAGAAACUGGCAAGGCUCAUAUUGUAUCCCGAUUUAUAAUGAACGGUGUGUGCGUGCGAUGGCGAGGCUGGAUUGACUUAGAACGCCUGGACGGCGCUGGCUGUCUAGAGCUAGACGAGGAACGCGCUGCAAUUGAGGACGCCGCUCUACGAGAUCAAAUUGAGCGAUAUAACCAGAGGCUAAGAGAUUUUGAGGACAAACAGCGUGCUUACCGCGAACACGGCGAGGAACUUCGAGCCCACUCUCAAGUUCAUGCACAGCGUUGUCACCAAGCUCGCCAACCGACUCACCCAGCUCAUCCUGCCCACCCACAUGCAACACAUCCUGUCCACAUUAAACCACACUCCCAGGGUGCUCUGAUAUCGUGAACACUUUUAAUCAUUAUUAAUAUAACAAUGUUAAAGACUAUUAAACUUUUUAAUCUUUCAAGUUAAAAAAUAAUGUAUAUCAUUCUAUCGUACAAGUAAACUUAACAUAAUAAAUACCUACGUGUGGUUAUCUUAUUACGAAUAGAAAUUCAGCUUCUAGGUAUCAACCAUUUUAUUAUCAUCAAAAUGAAUGUAGUUCAUAAUUAAAUAUAAAUUUAAAUAAAUACUCUAGAUUCAAAUCUAAUAACUAAACAUUAGUGACUUUACGCGAUCAUUAAAUGUAUUCAUUGCUUAAAAAUGUGUAAGUAAAUUAAAUGUCAUUAGUUAAUCUUACAUCAGCCACAUUAAGAAAUAACGUAGGUCAGUACCUACGUCACUUUCAUUUACGCAAUUACAGUUAAAAAAUAAUUCUUAAUCGUAGAAAAGAAUGUUAUCAUAAUAUAGGUAUGCAUUAUUAUCUUUGCAUAAUCGGGCUGCCAAAUAUACUCAACAAUUAUUAAAUAAUGUGUUCAAAUGUGUAAAUUGUAAAAGUACAAUCGCAUCCAAACAAAAAAAUAAUGUUUUUUUUUUAUAUAGGUAUGGACUCAUUUUAUUAUAUAUAUAAAUUACUUCUCCUAGAGCUAUAAUAACUUAAAUAAUUAAAUAUCAUGUACUUAUUCAUACAUAUUAUGUGACUAGGAACGCAUUGAAUGGAGAAAUGCGAAAGUCGAUGUAUUAAAACUUAACAACAUAGUAACUAUUCAAUUUAAAUUAACAGUCUUUUAGAUAAUUAUAAGCGCCAUGUAUGUCAUCUAUACUACUUCCAUUUAUUAAAAUGUUUUGAUUGUGAUUAGCAUUUUCGAUUCGUGUAAAAAUAUGUUCAUGUUUAUUUGGUAUUCGUGUUAUUUAUUUUUUAAGAUUCUUUAUUUUAUGUAAGAUUUACG
Vanessa atalanta (red admiral) is the source of this 1769-nucleotide messenger RNA. RefSeq names its product protein big brother-like. Gene Ontology annotation, biological process: regulation of transcription by RNA polymerase II. Gene Ontology annotation, cellular component: nucleus; core-binding factor complex. The transcript is spliced from 3 exons. The coding region runs from base 139 to 846 and encodes 235 amino acids. The record is from RefSeq and is a predicted model, not a curated record. Gene Ontology annotation, molecular function: sequence-specific DNA binding; transcription coactivator activity. Lineage: Eukaryota; Metazoa; Arthropoda; Insecta; Lepidoptera; Nymphalidae.